Molecule: messenger RNA, 873 nt
Organism: Panicum virgatum (switchgrass)
Lineage: Eukaryota; Viridiplantae; Streptophyta; Magnoliopsida; Poales; Poaceae
Product: thioredoxin-like 3-1, chloroplastic
Exons: 5
Coding region: 173-724 (183 amino acids)
Cellular component (GO): chloroplast stroma
Source: RefSeq, a predicted model, not a curated record
UCCUCAUUCUCACUACGGAUAAGCUCCCGCUUCCGAUCCCAACACUCCGAUCAGCACUCGCCUCCCGUCGCCACCUCGCGUUCCCCGAUUCGACGCAUAUACCCAUUCCUCUGCUCCGCCGAAGCCCCAUCUCUGAAUCCUGACCGCCGCCGCAAGCCCGCAAGCGGAGCCAAUGGCGCUCCUCGCGCCGAGCCCCCGCGCGCUCUGCGUGCGGGAGGCCGCGUCGCCGCACCCGCACUCGUCAGCCGCUUGCUCGACCGUCGGCGGCGAGGCGGCCGGGCGGGCCCUGUGGGUGUGGAACGGCGGCGGGAGGGGGAGGAGGAGGGAGCGCGGGGAGAGGGUCAGGGCGGCGGCCUACUUCUGGGACGUGUCCAAGCCGGUGGAGAUGGAGGAGAUCGACAGCAUGAAGAAGCUUGACGACGCGCUCAGGUGGUCCGUCGAGAACAACCAGGCCAUCAUAAUUGACUGGAUGGCUAGUUGGUGUCGGAAAUGCAUUUACCUGAAGCCUAGAAUUGAGAAGAUAGCAGGAGAAUAUCCAGGAGUCAGGUUUUACUUUGUUGAUGUCAAUAAAGUUCCACAAGCAGUGGUAAAAAGAGGGAAUAUAACUAAAAUGCCCACUAUUCAGUUAUGGAAAGAUGGAGAAUGGAAAGCAGAGGUAAUAGGAGGCCAUAAAGCUUGGCUUGUGAUGGAUGAGGUUAGAGAAAUGAUCCAGAAGAACAAGUAACUAAACACCCAAGGCCCAAGCAGUGCAAUUGAUAUUGUACUGCAAAAUGUAUAUAUAGAGAUGUCAGCUGAUCUCUUCAUAUGCUAAGUCAGCAAUCAAAUCAAUAAAUCUAUAUUUCAGCUCCUUAUCACAGCAGAGCUGGUUAACAC